Messenger RNA from Falco peregrinus (peregrine falcon), 14351 nucleotides. It is a transcript of the gene LAMA3, whose product is annotated as laminin subunit alpha 3. Bases 1 to 10167 code for a protein of 3388 amino acids. Gene Ontology annotation, biological process: cell adhesion; regulation of cell migration; axon guidance. The transcript has 77 exons. The record is from RefSeq and is a predicted model, not a curated record. Gene Ontology annotation, cellular component: basement membrane. Lineage: Eukaryota; Metazoa; Chordata; Aves; Falconiformes; Falconidae. Gene Ontology annotation, molecular function: extracellular matrix structural constituent; signaling receptor binding.
AUGGCCGCGCCGCCGGGCUCCCCGCUCCUCUGGGUCCUCCUGGCCCUCUGCGCCGCGCAGCCGGAGACCCCCGGCUCCCGUGGGACGGGGCUCAGCCUGCACCCGCCGUACUUCAACCUGGCCGCAGCGGCCAGCAUCUGGGCGACGGCCACCUGCGGGGAGGCGGCGGGCGGCGGCGGGCGGCCGGAGCUGUACUGCAAGCUGGUGGGGGGGCCGGCCGCCGCCCCCCUGGGGCGCGCCAUCCAGGGACAGUUUUGUGAUUAUUGCAAUGCUGCUGAUCCCAGUAAAGCUCACCCGGUAACCAAUGCAAUUGAUGGCACAGAGCGCUGGUGGCAAAGUCCUCCUCUUUCUAUGGGCUUGAAGUACAACGAGGUCAAUGUUACUUUAGAGCUGGGACAGCUCUUCCAUGUUGCCUAUAUUCUUAUCAAGUUUGCAAAUUCUCCUCGUCCAGAUCUCUGGAUCUUAGAAAGAUCAGUGGAUUUUGGAAGAACUUACACUCCCUGGCAAUAUUUUGCUCACUCCAAAGCAGAUUGCUUGGAACGCUUUGGAAAGGAAGCUAAUCUUCCAGUGAGGAGGGAUAGCGAUGUCCUUUGCACCACAGAGUAUUCUCGCAUUCUGCCUCUUGAAAAUGGAGAGAUUGUAGUAUCUUUGGUAAAUGGUCGCCCAGGAGCAAAAAACUUCACUUACUCCCCUAGUCUUCGAGAAUUCACAAAAGCAACAAAUAUCCGCCUUCAUUUUCUCAGAACUAAUACGCUUCUUGGACACUUGAUAUCAAAAGCUCAACGAGACCCCACUGUAACCCGUAGAUAUUACUACAGUAUAAAGGACAUCAGUAUUGGUGGUCGAUGUGUUUGCCAUGGUCAUGCUGAAGUAUGUAAUGCAAAGAGAGGUGAAAACCAAUACCAGUUUCAGUGCAAAUGUCAGCAUAACACUUGUGGGGAAACCUGUGAUCACUGCUGCCCUGGAUAUAAUCAGAAACAGUGGCAACCUGCAACAGCUGGGAGCACAAACAUAUGUGAACCCUGCAAUUGCCAUGGACAUGCCACUGAUUGCUACUAUGAUGCUGAUGUUGAUCAGCGCCGAGAAAGCUUAAACAUCCAUGGGUAUUAUGAAGGUGGAGGAGUCUGCAUUAACUGCCAGCAUAACACAGCUGGUAUUAACUGUGAGAAGUGUGCAAAGGGUUACUAUCGUCCUUACGGUGUUUCAGCAGGAGCUCCUGAUGGCUGUAUACCCUGCAGUUGUAACUCGGAGCGUGCAGAGGGCUGUGAGGAAGGGUCUGGCCGCUGCUUCUGUAAGCAGAAUUUCCAGGGAGAAAGCUGUGAACGCUGUGCUGCUGGAUUCUAUGGUUAUCCAUUUUGUGUGCAUACUCCUGUAUAUCCUUUUACUUCUCCAAAUCCAAGAGAUGCUGUGGCUGGUGACAUAAUAGAAGGUGGCUGCAAACCAGGGUAUUUUGGCCCCCAGUGUCUGCCGUGCCAGUGCCACGGCACAGGAGUGCUGGGUGGUGACUGCGAUGGAAAUACCGGACAGUGCAGAUGUCGAACUGGAUUUUGGGGUUUUUCCUGCGAUGCCUGUGCAGCUGGGUAUUUUCAUUACCCCUUCUGCCAGGUGUGCGAAUGUAACUUGGCGGGUACCCAGCCCGAAGUCUGCGAUUUUCUUGGGAGAUGCCUUUGUCGCUCAGGGGUGGCUGGACUUCAGUGUGACAGCUGUCAGCCAGGCCACCACUCAUUCCCUGCCUGUCCAGAAUGUAACUGUGAUGCUGUUGGCUCAGUGGAGAAUACAUGUGGUCCUGGAGGUCAGUGUCUGUGCCAUAGUAACUACGCUGGACUUAGAUGUGACCAGUGCGCUCCAGGUUAUUACAGCUAUCCCAGCUGCUUGCGUGUCAACAGUGAAUGUGACCCUUCAGGCAGCAUUGGCUCUCAUUCUGGCUAUUGUCAAUGCCUUCAGCAUGUUGAAGGUCCUACCUGUAGUAAAUGCAAACGACUGUACUGGAACCUGGCCAAAGAAAACCCUGAGGGAUGUACAGCAUGUCAGUGCGAUGUGAGUGGAACACUAAGUGGAGUCGGAGAAUGUCAGCAGGAAAAUGGCCAUUGUUACUGCAAACCUAAUGUUUGUGGAGAUUCCUGUGACACUUGUGAAGCUGGCUAUUAUGCUCUUGAAAACAAGAAUUAUUUUGGCUGCCAAGGCUGCCAGUGUGAUGUUGGGGGAUCCCUCAGCCCGAUGUGUGCCGGGCCCUUGGGUGGCUGCCAGUGCAGGGUGCACGUCGUAGGGACGGCCUGUCAGGAGCCUGAAAAAAACUACUUUUUCCCUGAUCUGCACCACAUGAAGUUUGAGAUUGAAGAUGGUAUUACUGUCAAUGGAAAGGAAAUUCGGUUUGGCUAUGAUCCUCAGGAAUUUCCUAGCUUCAGUUGGAGAGGGUAUGCGCAGAUGUCCUCUAUACAAAAUGAAGUGAGGAUAACUUUGAAUGUGGAAAAAUCAAACCACUACUUAUUUCGCAUUAUCCUGAGGUAUAUUAACCCUGGAGGUGAAAUAUUAUCUGGUCGCAUAUCUGCUUGUCAAUCUCAGCCUGAAACAGGGGCUGCUCAGAGCAAAGAGUUUGUCUUCUCACCCAGUAAGGAGCCAGCUUUUGUCACAGUCCCAGGAAAAAGCUCCACAGAGCCUUUCUCACUGGUUCCAGGCACAUGGACCAUCAGUAUAAUGGCAGAGGGGGUCUUUUUGGAUUAUAUGGUGCUGUUACCUCGUGAUUACUACGAAGCAUCCAUCUUGCAGAUACAAGUUACAGAGCCUUGCACCUACUCAGGAUAUGCUUCAACAGAACACUGCUUGCUUUAUCAGCAUUUGCCAUUGGGCACAUUUUCCUGUGUCCUUGGUUCAGAGGCAGUGUAUUUGAGACAUGGGGGAGAAUACAGAAGAAUACCUGUGCGACAGCCAACUCCUGAUCAACCGCUGAUGACCCAUAUCAGUGGAAGAGAGGUCAAUUUACAGAUGAUCAUAAAUGUUCCUCAAGUCGGUCGCUAUGUUCUGAUUUUUGAAUAUGCCAAUGAAGAGGAUCAGUUAUAUACUGCUGAGGUAAUGAUACAUAGCCCUGGACCUGUCACUGAAGGCAGAGUAAGAAUAUAUAGUUGUAAAUACAGUUUCCUUUGUCGCAGUGUUGUAGUUGAUGACAGGAAUCGCAUUGCAGCCUAUGACCUUCUGUCAGAUACAACGAUACAUAUUAAGGCAUCAUCAAUUAAUUUUCUUCUGCACAAGGUUUGCAUUGUAUCAGCUGAAGAAUUUUCUCCAGAAUAUGUGGAUCCUAAAGUACAGUGCAUAGCUGCUUACAAGAGUACCCGUGAUGGAAGUGCAACAUGCAUUCCUUCAGUGUACGAAACUCCACCAGCAGCUUUGGUUUUGGAUGCAUUCAAGGAUGGGAAAAUUUCUGAAGUACCGAGAAAUAUACUCUAUGAUCCACUGAGUGUCCCUUUACCUUCUGACUCAAUUAAUGGAGUCACCUUGACACCAUUACAGAACCAGAUUACCUUGAGUGGCAGAGUGCCCCACUUGGGCAGAUAUGUAUUUGUGGUACAUUUUUAUCAGCCAGCAUACCCAGUGUUCCCUGUGCAAGUGCGUGUGGAUGCGGGACGUGUGUGGUCAGGUUCCUUCAGUGCUUCGUUCUGUCCUCAUAUAUCUGGCUGUCGGGAGCAGGUGAUUGCAGAAAACCAAAUUGAGCUUGAAAUUUCUGAACCCAAAGUCUCUGUUACAGUGACGAUACCUGAUGGAAGAAUGCUGGUUCUGGAAAAUGUCUUAGUUGUUCCAGCAGACAUCUACAGUUAUAAAAUUCUUGACAAAAAGACAGUGGACAAGUCAUUUGAUUUUAUCAGCCAAUGUGGAGGAAACAGUUUCUAUAUUGACCCAGAAGAAUCGUCGGCCUUCUGUAAGGACUCUGUAAGGUCGCUAGUGGCUUUCUACAACAAUGGAGCCCUGCCAUGUAAUUGCCAUAGCGCAGGUGCCACGAGCCCUACUUGCAGCCCCCUGGGAGGACAGUGUAUUUGCAGACCUAAUGUCAUCGGUCGUCAGUGCAGCCGAUGCCAAACUGGCUAUUAUGGAUUCCCAUUCUGCAAGUUAUGCAACUGCGGGCAGCGUCUUUGUGAUGACGUGACUGGGAAAUGUAUUUGCCCUCCGCGAACUGUGAAACCAAAAUGUGAAGUGUGUGAGAAACAUUACUUCAGCUAUCACCCUCUUGCUGGCUGCGAGAGCUGCAACUGUUCAGAAAGAGGAGUUGUUAAUGUGGCAAACCCAGAAUGUGAAAAAGCUAACGGGCAAUGCAAAUGCAAACCGGGAAUAAAAGGACGACAGUGUGAUCAGUGUGCUCCUGGUACUUACGGUUUCCCACACUGUGUGCCGUGUAACUGUAACAGAGCUGGAACAGAACCAGAUGUUUGCGAUCCCCAGACAGGAAUUUGUCACUGCAAGGAGAAUACUGAAGGUGCAGAAUGUGACACUUGUCGACCAGGAUCCUUUUAUCUGGACCCUUCUAAUCCCAGGGGAUGCACCUCUUGCUUUUGUUUUGGGGCAACCAGCAGCUGUCGCAGCACAAAUCGUCGUAGAACCAAGUUUGUGGACAUGAGGAACUGGCGCUUGGAGGCAGUGGAUGAAAAUAUUGACAUUCCAGUCACGUUCAAUCCAGUCAGUAAUAGUGUAGUGGCUGAUGUUCAAGAGUUGCCUGCUUCAGUGCAUAGUUUGUACUGGAAAGCACCACCGGCUUACCUGGGAGAGAAGCUUUCUUCAUAUGGUGGCUUCCUAAGUUACCAAGUGAAAUCUUUUGGCUUACCUAGUGAGGGCAUGGUUCUUCUGGAUAAGAGACCUGAUAUACAGCUAACAGGCCAGCAAAUGAAAGUUGUUUAUAUGGAUCCCAACAACCCACUGCCUGACCGUCAAUAUUAUGGCCGUGUGCAGCUAGUUGAGGGAAACUUCAGGCAUGCCAGCAGCAAUAACCUUGUGUCCAGAGAAGAACUGAUGAUAAUCCUGUCUAGACUGGAUGGCUUACACAUCAGAGGCCUUUACUUCACGGAGACUCAGCGAUUAACCCUUGGUGAGGUUGGGCUGGAAGAAGCCACCAGUACAGGAAGCGGCAGCAUUGCCUACAGUGUAGAGACAUGCUCCUGCCCUCCGCAGUAUGCUGGUGACUCAUGUCAGGAAUGUGGCCUUGGAUUUUACCGUGAAAAUAAAGGAUUAUUUACUGGACGCUGUGUUCCCUGCAACUGCAACGGAAAUUCAAAUAGGUGUCAAGAUGGUACUGGAAAAUGCAUUAACUGUCAGUAUAAUACUGCUGGGGAGAAAUGUGAGCGCUGUGAAGAUGGUUAUUUUGGAGAUGCCACUGAAGGCUCCUGCCGGGUGUGUCCUUGCCCCUAUACAAACAGAUUUGCAACUGGUUGUGUCACAAACGGUGAAGAAAUACAGUGUCUCUGCAAAGAAGGCUAUACUGGAAUUCGUUGUGAACGAUGUGCUCCAGGAUAUUUCGGAAAUCCACAGAAAUAUGGAGGCUACUGUCAGAAAUGUAAUUGUAAUAAUAAUGGACAGCUGGCUAGCUGUGACCACCUGACUGGAGAAUGUUUCAAUAAUGAACCAAAAGAUGUGGAUCCCAAUGAAGAUUGUGACUCUUGUGAUAGCUGUGUAAUUACACUGCUGAAGGAUUUGAGCACAAUAGGUGACGAGCUUCAGCUGAUUAAGUCUCAACUGCAAAAUGUCCAUGCGGGUACCCACACACUGGAGCAGAUGAGACGUCUUGAAACACGCAUCCAAGACUUAAAGGUCUUAUUGAAGAAUUACCAUUCUGUUGUUCGUAAUCAAGGUUCAAAGGUAGAUGAGUUGGAGACAGAAUUCAUUAACCUAAAUCAUGAAGUAAAUACUCUCCAGGAAAAGGCUGAAAUGAACUACAAAGCAGCAGAGAGAUUAUUUAAUAAUUUCGGCCAAACUCAUCAGAAAGGAAAGAAUUUGGUUUCACACAUACAAAUAGUUGUCAACAAUAUACAAGUGCUCUUGGAACAAAUAGCUGGUACAAAUGUAGAAGGUAACAACUUGCCCUUGGGAGAUGCUGCCAAAGAACUGGCUGAAGCUCAACGCAUGAUGACAGAGAUGCGAAACCGCAAUUUUGGCCAACUUCAAGCAGAGGCAGAGAAGGAGCGAACAGAAGCUCAGCUGUUACUGGCACGUAUUAAGAAUGAACUACAAAAGUACCACCAGGAAAAUCAUGGGCUUAUUAAAAGUGUGAGGGAUUCAUUGAAUGAAUAUGAAUCCAAAAUCACUGACCUUCGUGAAGCUCUGAAUGAGGCGACGGGACAAAUCAAGCAGGCUGAAAACUUAAACAGAGAUAAUGGAGUCCUGUUGGAAGACAUCAAGAAACAGAUUGAGGAGACAAAUGUACAACAGAACGGUAUCUUGGAUAUUCUGAACUCUGCCCGGUCUUCCCUGACACAAGCUAAUAGUGUACUUGGAUUAUUGCAAAAGAGCAAAGAGGAAUAUGAAAGCCUGGCUGCUCAGCUGGAUGGAGCAAGGAAAGAUAUGAAUGAAAAGCUGACAAAUCACUCCUUAUCAGCAAGCAAAGAACCGUUGGUGGUGAGGGCUGAAGAACACGCCAAAUCUUUGCAAGACUUGGCAAAACAGCUGGAAGAAAUAAAGAACAGUGCCAGGAAGGACGAGUUGGUAGGCUGUGCUGUGGAAGCUUCUACUGCCUAUGACAACAUUAUUAACGCCAUGAAAGCGGCAGAGGAAGCAGCCAGCAAAGCUGGGAAUGCAGCUGACUCAGCUUUAUCGACUGUGAAGAGAGAAGAUCUAUCAGGAAAAGCUGCAAGGUUAAAAACUGAGAGCAGUACUCUCUUGAAUCAAGCACAGGAGACUGAAAAGACAUUGCAAGCUAUUGGUCCAACCCUUGGAGACAUAAAGCAAAGACUUGAUGUCACUGAUGGAAAGAAGAAUACACUGCAAAUUGAUCUUGUCACUCUUCAGAAUAAUCUCAAUGGGAUAAACAGAGAUGAUAUCGACAGCAUCAUUACCAAUGCAAAGGACAUGGUAAAAAAUGCCAAGGAUGUCACAACUAAUGUAUUGGAUGAACUGCUCCCAAUGCAAGCAGAUGUGGAAAAAAUGAAGAGUACCUAUGGAAGCGUACAGAGUGCUGGCUUCAGUAAAGCACUGAUGGAGGCAAACAAUUCAGUAAAAAAAUUGACAAACAAACUUCCAGAUCUGUUCAGCAAGAUCGAAAGUAUCAACCAACAGCUGAUGCCACUAAGCAACAUCUCUGAGAAUGUAAAUCGCAUAAGAGAGCUGAUUCAGCAGGCAAGAGAUGCUGCAAAUAAGGUUGCUAUUCCUAUGAGGUUCAAUGGCAGCUCUGGUGUAGAGGUUCGACCUCCAAGCAACCUUGAAGAUCUGAAAGGCUAUACUUCACUUUCUUUCUUUCUCCAAAGACCUCAGAGAAGAUUAGACACCCCCCAGAGGGCAUCAAAUAAGUUUGUACUGUACCUGGGUAACAAAGAUGCUUCCAAGGACUAUAUUGGUAUGGCUGUGAAAGAUGGUCACCUUACUUGUGUUUAUAACCUGGGAGAUGGCGAUGUAGAAAUAGAUGUGCAGUCAUUAGUGACUCAAAGCGAAACUGAGGAAGCUGUUAUGGAUCAAGUUAAGUUUGAAAGGAUUUACCAGUAUGUAAAGCUGAAUUACAUCAAAGCAGCAACAUCAACUUCUCCAGAGUAUGAAAGCCCUUUGACUGCAAGCAGUGGAGGCAGUGACACUCUCUUAAACCUUGAUCCCAGCACUGUUGUCUUUUAUGUUGGAGGAUACCCACCAGAUUUUAGGCCUCCACGUAAGCUAGACUAUCCUCAUUAUGAAGGCUGCAUUGAAUUAGACAACCUAAAUGAGCAUAUUAUCAGCCUUUACAACUUCAAGAGGACUUUUAAUCUCAAUACCACUGAAGUGCAACCCUGCAGAAGGUAUAAAGAAGAGACUGACCAAAGCUAUUUUGAAGGCACUGGUUAUGCCAGUGUCACACUGAAAGAACCAAAUACCCUCAGCGGGGUACGCUAUGAGCAGACAAUUGAGACUACUGCAGAUGAAGGCAUCGUGUUUUUUGCAGCAAAUGGGGAUCAGUUCAUCAGCGUGCUCAUUAAAGAUGGUCAUACUGUUUUUAGAUACAAAGUUGGCUCUGAGCCUCCAAAAGAAAUAGAAACCAAUACAACUGUAAAUGAUGGAACAUAUAAACAGAUUCAUUUGGUGCUUGCCCGAAGUAAGAAUACUGUUCACGUUAGUCCUGAUAUUAAAGCCAACAUAAAAGUCUUCCUUUUCACUAAGUACUACUUAGGUGGAAUUCCACCUACUCUACGGGAACGCUUUAAUAUAUCCACACUUCCAUUCCGGGGCUGCAUGAAGAAUGUGAAAAACCCUAACACUGCAUCUGUUAUUUUUGACGAGACUGUUGGUGUCAGCAAGAAAUGUUCAGAUGACUGGAAGCUCGUUAGAUCUGCAGCUUUCUCCAAGAAGGGAACACUGAGUCUGAGUGCGGCAGGUUUCCCAUUUCCCAAGGAUUUCCAAGUUGGCUUUGGCUUUCAGACCAUGUCAUCGACUGGAACACUCUUAAAUUACAAUCUAUGGCCUAAUAUUCUUACCAUCUUUCUGAGACCUGGCUCUGUAGUUGCAAAGAUGAUAGAGAAGGAAAUCGAACUGAAAAAGAAAUACGAAGAUGGGUCAAUGCAUUAUGUGACAGUAAUAAAAACAGACAACACAGUACAUCUACUGGUUGAUGAUGAGUCGGUAACAGCAUCAGUUGACCCUCUCAGAGCACAGGCAUUAAAUGAACCUAUAAAAUUUGGUGGAGAUAAUUUUGAAGGCUGCAUUUCAAACAUCUUUAUAAAAAGGUCAGGACAGCUCCCUGAGGUUCAAAAUCUUGUUAAUUAUACUGCAAAGACUGGUGUAUUCCUUGGAGUGUGCCGCAAAUACAGGAACCUGGAACCAAUGCUGCUGAAGGAAUUUAAAAAUCCUCUCAGGCUUAAGGUGCUCAAGGUACAGAAUGAAAAAUACCUUGAGUAUUUGAAAACCACUAAUGUGCAAAACCAGCAAAAACACAACUUACCAACCCAGCUAAAUGUCAGCAGUGAAGCGUAUCUCCUUGGAAACAUCCCCAACAGUUUCAUAUCCUAUAUGUUUUCUCCACCGUCAUCUACAGACAGGUUACUUUUUUCUGUAGAUGUACGGACUCGAUCAUCAAGAGGAUUAAUAGUUUACAUGGAGGAAAGAUCUGAGGGCUCUUAUAUGGCUCUCCACAUUUCUAAAGGACGUUUUGUCUUUUCACUUGGCUCUGGAGGAAAACGAAUCAAAAUCAAAACCAGUAUUAAAUACAACGAUGGGCAAUGGCACACUGUGGUCUUCAGCGUAGAUGGGAAGGAUGUCCGCCUUGUUGUUGAUGGUCUAAGGGCCCAGCACGGAAGAUUAGCAACAAAUUCUGCCAUCAACAUUAAGCCACCAAUCUACGCGGGAGGGCUGCCAUCACUGAAAAGACAGAAUAUACCAAUGAACAGUUUCAAGGGUUGCCUGAGGAAUUUGAAAAUGAAUGGAAAAGUCAUGAAUGCACUUCAGCAAAAAUAUGGUGCACUUCCAUGUCUGGAUGUUCCCAUGGAUACAGGGAUUUACUUCUUUAAUGAAGGGGGCUAUAUCACCAUUGGUAAUUUGCUGACAGGCCUGGAUUUUAGGAUUGUAUUUACCAUUCAGCCAAGGAGUCCAACAGGUGUACUCCUCCAUGCUGGAAGCAAGCAAGACAGCUACUUGACUAUUUACAUGGAAGGAGAAAAGGUCAUUGCUGCUGGAAAUAGUGGUGCUGGAGAAUUCCAGACAUCAGUCACACUUAAGCAACCUCUGUCUGAUGGACAGUGGCAUACUAUUGCAGUCUCUCGGAAGGAGAACAUGGUGCAGCUAGAGGUGGGCACACAGAGUAACUAUACCAGUGGACUUCCACCCUCUCCUCCUAGACGUCUGCAUCAGCCACUCUACUUUGGCAAAAUUCCAGCAAAUUUGGAUGCACUGUGGCUUCCAGUUAAAGACCCAUUUUUUGGCUGUCUUCGGAAUAUUAACAUCAAUGACAAACAUGUGUCCACCAGAAGAAUUUCAGAAGUUCAUGGUGUAGUGAGUUUGCAUGGGUGCCCAGCAAAGUAACUUUGCUGUUCCAGUAGUUUACACACAUCAGGCUGGGUCUGCUGAAGUACUGUGUGAAUUUGUGCAACAUGGAUUCCCUUUUUGCUGAUCACUGUGUCACUAUAAUCAGACUGGUUAUUCAGAACAGCUGGUGAGCAAAUGCAUCCUCUGGAUGUGGACUGUGCCAAAGCAAAUUAAAAGUAUUUGCUUCGAUAAACUCCCUUUUAAAUGUUAUUGAUUUCCAAGGUAAUCCAUUGUGCCUUUUGAAAUAUAUGCAGAAAAUAUUGUAUAUACCCUACUGGGCCAAAUUCUGCUCUCACCUACAACAGCAUAGACUUGAGUAACUCCAGGGUCUUAAUUUUGGAAAUUUGCUUUAAUGCUGGUCAUCUUGAGAGCAAAUUUGAUCCACUAAUAUAAAUAAUUUUAUAAAAAUAUAAAUCUCUGUGGAUUGAUGUUUAUACAGAAAUGUACAUUAAAGUUAAAAGUAAUAAUAAUAAUAUAAAUGGAGUUUGAAGCACUUUAAGGAAUGAAACUCUGGAAGUUUGUUACAAUGCUAGGAAUUCUGGGGCCAAAUAAAUGCAGUACACUCUUAAAACCUCUCAUUUUCUUGUUUGGUUAUUUUAACCUGGUGUUUCUUUUAUGUGCUUUUUACAGGCUGCUAAAUCCUGCUUGCUUUAUGCAGAUAUUUCUGUAGCUUUAAGAAGAUGAUUUGCCUGAAUAAGCAGGAGUCUGUGAUCUCUGCUUAUUAGAAUCUUGUUGUGGUUGGUUGACCUUGGCUGGAUGCCAACCCACUCAGCCACUCUAUCACUCCCUUCAGCAGAGCAGGGGGGAGAAAAGAAGAUGGAAAAAAAAUUGUGGGUCAAGAUAAAGGCAGUUUAAUGAAGCAGUAGCAAAAGUCACACGUGUGGAAGCGAAGGAAAACAAAAGAUGUUACUCUCUACUUCCAAUCAGCAGGCGACGUUUGGCUACUUCCUGGGAAGCAGGGCUUCAGUAUGCAUAGCGGUUGCUCUGGAAGACAAACAUUGUAAACAACAAAUGUCCCCCCCUUCCUCCUCCUUUUUCUUAGCUUUUCUAUCUGAGCAGAUGCCAUAUGAUAUGGAACAUCCCGUUGGUCACUUUGGGAUAGCUGUGCCGGUGACGUCCCCUCCUAAGAUCUUGCCCACCCCCAGCCUAGUGGUGGGGGGAGAUGGAGGAAGGCUGGACAGACAGCCUUGAUGCUGUGCGAGCACUGCUCAGCACUAGUCAGAACACCCGUGUGUUAUCACCGCCAGUCCAGCUACCCAUACAAGCGCAGCACCGCGAGGGCUGCUGUGGGGCUCAGCCAGACCCGAUGCACUGGUUAUAUAAAAACCUCAGAAAGAGAGUAUUUUUUCUUGUGAUCUUCAGAGCCAGAAAGCUUUUUCUGUAGGCUUUGGGUUUUUUUCUGAUUAAACGAAGAGAAGUUAUAUUAGGAACAGCAGUUGCACCUGCUACAGUUACAUAGUGUAAAUUGCAGGACGAAACCAGCAAAACUGUCACCUUUGACAUUCAGAUCUUUAAUUUGUACCUGAUCAUGACCCGUGGUGGUGGGCAGGGUACCAUUUGCUUUAUUCUUCUGAAUACAGGGCUGAACUGAAUAGACUUAACAUAGCUGCUUCUACCACUACCAUUCAGAAGCUGGGUUUUUUAAUAUAAUAGUUGGGUUUUUUCCAUUUCCCAUAUGACAACACUCUUUUGCAAAAUUAAAACAUUUUCUAAGGCGGGUCCUAGGUGGGAGUAGACAUUGAUGCGAACAAACCUUCCUUACCACUUAAUGCAAUGUUUGCUCCCACCUUCUGCUGCCUUCUUGCUCAAGGUGUAGCAGCAUGUCCUCUGUGGGUUUGGAAUGAGGUGUAGCUGGAUUAAUAGAAGAAGCCAGAUUAAUAGCCCAUAUGGCUUUGGUCAUUAACCCCUUAUUCAAAUAUUGGCAGCUUUGCAGGAUGGCAAAAGUGUCAGAAAGGCAUUCACACCAAAUUUUCUGUUGCUUUUUCUUCAUGGCAAUUCUGCUACAGACAAAUCUAUGUCCAUGCAGAGUUUUUUCAUCUGUAGAGCUCUUUUUGGAGGGAAUGGGAUGAAAGCAUACUGGGGUUGAGGCCUCUGAGGGGGCAGAGGAUUGGCACAUAAUGGCAGAGCCCUCCCUCUCCAGGUGCUCUGCAGAAAAAGCUUCUCCUGUAUGGCUGCCUACCACGUGGGACAGAAACACCCAUCAGCCCUGAGGUGAUGGAGUGAGGAAAUCAUCUUUUCAGAUAGCAACAACUGAAUCUUUUCCAUGCGUAAAGCCCCCUGCCUUUGAGGUAGGUUGUCAAAUAUUCAGGUGACCAAAACUGUAGAAAUACUCAGCUGAUUUACUGGCCCUAGUAGGCACUGAAAAUUUCCACAUGGAGAGGAAGAACAGUUAAACUUUAUCAAGCAACUCUCUAGUAACAUUUCAUAUCUCAUGGCCACCAGACUGCUCUCUGAAGAUGUUCCCUAGUCACAAAAAAGCCUUUUCCUUCUUCCCUUUCCCCCUCAGAAAAAGCAGACAUGGCAAAGAUUUUUACAUCACAGCCUGGAGCCGGUCCUGGAUUUCAAUUCCCUUCCAUCUGAUUUGAUUUUAUCAGAAGUAGUUUUAAUGCUGACAAGAAGAAAUGAAAAAUGCAUAAAGACUUGAGUAAAUCUAGUUAUAAUGAUUAUAAAGUAUUCAUUCCAGUACAAUCCUAUGGCAUAACAAAAAGGUAGAAAAGUCUCUCUGGUUUUAGGGAUCCUGGUGGUUAUUUCCCCCUAGUUUCUUGCAGUUGUAUUGCUUCCAUAGAGUCAGGCUGUCACGCAUUGUUGGGACGAUCAAUGAAAGCCAACUAGAGUUUCAGGUUUUGUACUUUAACAUAGAUAAAUCUAUAUCAGGCUGAUAAACACUUAGUAAAAGGGGUUUUGAUCCUGAAGAGCCAGUGGAUAAUCUUUACAUGACAAAAUAAGUUGUCCUGUUUAGAUUAUUCUGAUGAAGAAUCUUAUUACUGAAGAAAUCCACAUGGACACUGAACUGUAUUUCAUGUAUUAUCUGUUCUGUGCUUAGAAUAUUCUGAAUUUUCUCACAUGGGAAACAACUGCUGGAAAACAAGAGCCUGAAUUUUCAAGUGUUACAAGUUAUGAAUGGUAGACGUAAUCUCAAUUGUAAAGAUUCCUUCUCUUCAGGUUCACAAGGAAAGAUCUUUGUUAUAUAUAAUAAAUAAUUCCCCCAAUAUAUUUUUAGCAGACCAGAAGUGACUAAAUCUUGGAGUAAGAUUAAAUGUUAUGAGAAUAAACAGCGAUGUGAGCCUUGGGUAAACACCAUGUCAUGGGGUCUUUCUGUUACAAGUAGUAGUUCCAAGGGUUUCACCACCCAAACGUUGCCAUUUGACAGUAACUUCCAUCAAUUAUUUACCUCUUUCGGCUAUAGUAUUUCAGGUGGACCCCCAAAUCUAUCAGAUCCUGUGUUAGAAUAAAAGUAACUCCCACAGAAGAAACUUGCCUUGUAAUUUUUUAUUCUCUAGUCAUCUUUACGAUUUGCUAUUCAAGCCUUUAUGUAAUACUAAUAUUUUCAAUGGUAAAAACCUCUCAAUUCCACUCAUCCUUUCUGAGCCUGCUUUAUUACUCAUUGCUUGUGUUCAAGGGUACAACGGUAUUACAGCGUAGAUUUUGCUUCAUUCACCUUAAGAUUAGAAGCAAUAACCAAAGAAAUGCACAUGUUAAUGUCUGCUGGCAAGAUUUUGCUAUAUGGUUUGUACCUCUUGAAAUUCAAGCUUCUGAGGAAAGUUUUGAGAAGUUUAAUGAAAAAGGAUCAAAUACAGUGUUCGAUACACUGAGAGCGCAUGGCUAAAAAACUCGUGCUCUUUAACAGUGUGUUUAGAUUGCUGUAACGGCUCGUCAGAGUCCCAAAUCAAUUACAUAAGGAGAGCAGAAGAUUUCCUCUCUAGACUAAACCACAUUGGUAUUGCCAGUGCCAAGUCUGUCUCUUGUCUAUAUUAUAAGUAUCAAGGGCAAAGGGUUCUCCUCCAGUUAAUUUGGAUUAGAUUUAAUAGGAUCAUGUUAUCUGAGGUGGAUGACACCAAGGUCUGUGAGUUCCCAUUUAUUAUAAUUACAAAACGCAGCCAGAUUAAUGGGAGCUGAAAGACAGUUGGGCAGCCUAACACUGAGAACUGCAGGCAAGUAAGUGAAAUAGAUCACAGGGCACU